Ostertagia ostertagi is the source of this 477-nucleotide messenger RNA. NCBI's taxonomy places the organism in Eukaryota, Metazoa, Nematoda, Chromadorea, Rhabditida, Trichostrongylidae. The record is from the annotation of a GenBank genome assembly.
AUGCUCCGUAAACGGUACGCAUUUGAUGUGGCUACGCUUGAUGACUUUAUUUAUGCAGUGGGUGGAAGCGAUGGUACACAAUGUCUGAACAUUGUCGAACGACUUGAUCCACGAGUUGGUAAAUGGGAAUUGCUUCGUCCAAUGUCAACCCAUCGAAGCCAUUUGGGGUCUGCAGCCCUCGACGGCUACUUGUAUGCGGUGGGAGGACGAACUGGUUGGAACUACUCAAUGAGUACAGUUGAGCAAUAUAAUCCCCUCACCAAUGAAUGGUCAACAGUGGAUGAAAUGAUGGUCAAGCGGUCGGGCGUAAAAGCUGUCGCUCUAAACGAAAGCUUGUAUGCUGUUGGUGGGUUUGAUGGCAUUUCGUACCUAGGCACCGUUGAAGUUCUUGAUCCUGGGACCGAUCAAUGGAGAAUUCACAGUCACAUGAAUACUGAACGGUGUAGAGCCGGUGUGGCUGUUAUCCGAAUGGAGUAA